Molecule: messenger RNA, 2202 nt
Organism: Purpureocillium takamizusanense
Lineage: Eukaryota; Fungi; Ascomycota; Sordariomycetes; Hypocreales; Ophiocordycipitaceae
Product: Formaldehyde transketolase
Exons: 4
Coding region: 1-2202 (733 amino acids)
Biological process (GO): pentose-phosphate shunt
Cellular component (GO): cytosol
Molecular function (GO): transketolase activity
Source: RefSeq, a predicted model, not a curated record
AUGGGGCCCACUGGCGUGAAUGCGGAGUCGCAGGACGGCCUCAUAGAUGUCAAGAAAGAUAUCAACCGAUUCAGCAAGGAGCAUGACAAGGUGAUAGACUUGGUUCUGCGUCAGUUCCGGUGCCUCAUUGCCGACCUGUGCCAGCAGUUCAAUGGCGGUCACCCCGGGAGCGCCAUGGGCAUGGCGGCCAUUGGCAUUGCCCUCUGGAAAUACGCCAUGAAGUACUCUCCCCGCAACCCCGACUUCUUCAACCGCGAUCGUUUCGUACUCUCCAACGGCCACACGUGCCUCUUCCAAUACACAUUCCUGCACCUCACCGGCUACCCGGCCACGACCCUCGACCAGCUCAAGUCGUACCACUCUUCCCGCAGCGACUCACUCUGCCCCGGCCACCCGGAGAUUGAGCACCCGGGUAUCGAGGUCACGACGGGACCCCUUGGCCAGGGUCUCGCGAACGCGGUCGGUCUGGCCAUGGCGACGAAGAAUCUCGCCGCUACGUACAACCGGCCGGAGUCGGGACUUAGCCUCGUCGACAAUACGACAUGGUGCAUGAUUGGCGAUGCGUGUCUGCAGGAGGGCGUCGCUCUCGAGGCGAUCCAACUUGCUGGCCAUUGGAGGCUGAAUAACCUUGUUGUCAUCUACGAUAAUAACCAGAUUACCUGCGACGGGAGCGUCGAUCUGUGCAACACAGAGGACGUGGAUGCGAAAAUGCGGGCAUGUGGAUGGGACGUACUCAACGUUGAAGAUGGAUGCUACGAUGUCGAAGGUAUCGUCAACGCGCUGCUCACGGCCAAGGCCUCGGCGAAGAAGCCUACUUUCAUCAACGUUCGCACAGUAAUUGGCAUUGGGAGCAAGGUCGCGGGUGACGCCAAAGCCCACGGCGCGGCGUACGGAGCAGAAGACGUCAGGAGCAUCAAGCAGGCCUUUGGCAUGAACCCGGACGAGCACUUUGUCCUUCACGACGAAGUGUAUGGCUUCUUCCGCGAGAUGAUACCAAGGGGCGAGGAACUGGAACGGGAUUGGGAAAAAAUGGUUACAGAAUACGCCAAGGAAUAUCCGGAUCUUCACGCCGAGUUCAUGGCGAGAGUGGAGGGGCGCUUCACGCAAGACUGGACAACGCUCAUCCCGCGCAAGGAGGACUUCCCUACAUCGCCGACACCAACACGAAAGUCGUCUGGCCUCGUGUGCAAUCCCCUUGCGGAGAGCCUGCCCAGCUUCAUGGUCGGAACAGCGGAUCUGUCGCCCUCUGUCAAUAUGAUUUGGAAAGGCAAGGUCGACUUUCAGCAUCCCGGCCUGCAAACAUCUUGCGGCAUCAAUGGCGACUAUGCUGGCAGAUAUAUACACUGGGGAGUUCGCGAACAUGCCAUGGCGUCCAUCUCCAACGGCUUAGCUGCCUUUAACAAAGGCACCUUUCUGCCCGUUACAUCCAGCUUCUUCAUGUUCUACAUCUACGCCGCCCCAGGCGUUCGCAUGGGCGCCCUCCAACGCCUCCAAGCCAUCCACAUAGCGACGCACGACUCCAUCGGCACCGGCGAAGACGGGCCGACACACCAACCCAUUGAGCUCGCCGUGCUCUAUCGCGCCAUGCCCAACGUACUUUACAUCCGCCCCUGUGACUCGGAAGAGGUCGCCGGCGCGUAUACAGCCGCCCUCGGCGCUCGGGACACGCCGUCCAUCAUCUCCCUCUCCCGCCAGGCCGUGGAACAGUACCCGCAGCACUCGAGCCGCGACGGCGUGCAGCGCGGCGCCUACAUCUUCAUCGAAGAGGACGAGACCAACGGCGGCGCAGACGUGACUCUCAUCGGCGUCGGCGCGGAAAUGUGCUUCGCCGUCAAGACGCGGGAGGUGCUCCGCCAAAGAUUCGGCAUCAGGGCACGCGUCGUAUCGUUCCCGUGCCAGCGCCUCUUCGACGCCCAGCCCGUCGAGUACAAGCGCCAGACGCUGCAGUACAGGAGCAACGCACCGCGGGUCGUCAUCGAGGCGUACGCCGUCAACGGGUGGGAGCGCUAUGCCGACGCGGGGUUCACGAUGUCGACGUUUGGAAAGAGUCUGCCUGGCAAGGAUGCGUACAAGUGCUUUGGCUUCGACGAGGACGUUAUUGCGCCCGAAGUGGCGAAACUGGUAGAGCUCGUGAGGAGAGACGGGGUGGAAAGCUUGCGAGGAGAGUUUCGCGACCUGAACCCUGUGCGACACCCCCAUUGA